UAACAAAUUGUAAUGGCGGCUGUAGGAUUAAAGAAAUAAGUCAGUUUCAGACUAGUAUAGGCCCAUUCAGACAGCUGUCAGGCAUUUUCAAUGGCAGACAUGGAUGUUACUUUAUUGUGCAAUGUGAAAAGUUUUAUAUCUUUGUCAUUUGGAACGUAAAGCAUGUCGACAUUGCGUUUUAUUUGCUGCGUUUUGUGAACAGUGAUAUGUAAACAAGAUCGUCAGUUCUAAACAGUCUUACGAUUUUGACAGUUAGAGUGUCACUAGUUGGUCUGUGUUUUGGACACUCAAUUUGACAUGUAAUUGUGUUUUGCAAGGAAAAUUAUAUUUUACUGGUUGUGUUCCGAUUCUUUAUUUGGAAUGGAGGAGACUGUUCACGUGUAUUUCCAUGUCCACUACCAUGAUUAGGCCCAAUGUAGAACCCUCACGAUGAGCGUGGUCCUGAGGCUAGGGGUAGUCCAUACAAAUGAUGGAGGCCAAAAAGAUGUGGCGAACGACACCGAUGUGGUGGAUUGUCCCACAGGAGAAUAUUACAUGAUACCCCAGACUUACCCGGGAUGUUUUGGCUUGCCUUACCAAGAUCACAACUAUGGUGCUCCACCGCCUCCUACUCCUCCUCCAUCACCUCCACCCCAGCCGCCGUCUCCACCACAAGUGGACAAGGGCCUCCAGCUGGAGGUGGAGGAUGUGGUCAUGGUGCCAGCUGUGGCGGCCACAGAGGUGGCUCGCGAGAUCUCUGUCGAGGACGAUAGCAUUACCAGGUGUAUCUGUGACUACACACAUGACGAUGGCUACAUGAUCUGUUGUGACAAAUGCAGUGUCUGGCAACACAUAGACUGUAUGGGAGUUGACAGGAGCAACAUUCCUGAGUCCUAUUUCUGUGAAAUCUGUGAGCCUCGGGUGUUAGACAGAGAAAGAGCUCGACAACUGCAGACCAAGAGGAAAGAGCUUCUCAUCAAUGAUUCUAGUGCUACUGAUACAGACCCGGAAGAAGCAAUGAACAGGCAAAUGUCUCAACAACUCAUGAACACAAAGAAGGGUAAAAACAGGAAAAAGACCAGAGUUCGCAGUGACAGGAACAACCCAACCACUCCUAAUAAAAAUGAUGUCAAGUUAAGAAGGCCAAAGAAGGAUAAGAAAGAUAUUAACAUAAAAAAGGAAAAAGAGAAUAAAGAAGCAGACAAAAAGCAAAAACAAACAGCCAUUAAGGAAGCCAUCAGCAAAAAGAUCAAUAAAUCCAAACUGAACAAAAAGCCUGGAUUGACUCUCGUGAUGAACGAAAACGCCCAGGAUCCCUGGGAUAGUAGCUACAGUCCCUGGGUUGACAAAUAUGAAGAGGCAAUAGAAAAUCAAUACAGUCCAGACAUCCAAGCACUUAUGGCCAUACGCAUAAAUGGUCAACCAGCUGAUGACCUUCAUCCAUUGAGUGGGAAGUUGCAGAGCAAGCUUUGUCAUGUCACUGAUGUCAACAAAAACAGAAAGGGUUUGGAGGCAUCUGAGACCAUUGGAGAGGGAGAGCCAAUUAUAGAAUACACUGGAAAAGUGACACUGAAACAACAGUUUGACAAGGAUAACUUCUUUAAGCAGUUUAAUCCCUUUGCAUUGUUCUACAACAAGUAUGACAACAUAGAACUGUGUGUAGAUGCCACCUCCUAUGGGAGCACUGCCAGGUUUAUCAGGAGAUCCUGCAAGGCAAACGCAGAGGUUCGGCAUAUUAUGGACAAAGGUGUUGCGAAUUUCUUCAUAUACUCUGCUAAAGUCAUACCAAGAGGCUCAGAGAUCACUAUACCAUAUGAUUACAACUACAAGGACUGCUCCUACUGUGUUGAAUGUGCCUGCCUUAGAAACAACUGUCCUGUAGCAAAACAUUUCAAGCGAAAACAAAAUGCUCAAAAUAAAAAAGACAAAUCCUUGCCUAGGACACCUGUAAAGCCUAUCGCCAAGUCUCCUGUGAAGUCUCCUGUGAAGUCUCCUACCAAGUCACCCCUCAAGUCGUCCAUCAAAAAGAUGAUGGAGGUGGUCGUAAAGAAGGAGGUCGUUGUAGAGGAAUUGCCUCCAAAGGCUCCAAUAGAGGUCCCUCCUCCACCUGUGGAGGUUGAAAAGGAAAUAGUGGAGCCAAAUACAGACCCUGUGGUAGAGGAGAAGGAGGAACCCGAGCAAGCUAGUGCUGAGCAAACUAGUUCUGAGCAAACUAGUGCUGAAGCCCCAGCUCCUCCAAUUGUGUCGGAUGUAGGCAGUGACUCCGAGGAUGUGUCGUCAGGAACACCAGCAGAAAAACGAAACAAAAUAUCCAAGACAAGGGAAGAAAGAAAGAUGGAUGCCAUUAUGAAAGCUUUUGAAAAGUUAGAGAAAAGAGAAGAAAGGAGAAAAGAAGCACUAGCACGCCUGGAGCAUCACAGACAUGAUUCAACAUCAGAUAAUGCUAACACUUCAGCUGAGUGCACCGGUGAGGAAAUUAAGGAAGAGAAAGUUACCAAGCCAGAAAUUGAUGUGGAAAAGGAUUCAAAAGAGCUAGCCAGAGAAAAUGUCUCUGAAAAGGAGAUCGAGGAAACGGACAAGGUGGAACCUGUUAAAAGGGAAAGUAAACCAAAAUCGAGAAAGGCAAAGAAGGCUGCAUCUAGAAGAAAAAGCAGAAUAAACACUGGUAGCUCAAGAGGAUCUGACAUUGAGAUGUUGUCGGCCCCUGUGACACCCAGCCCUCCUGUUCAGGCUCCUGUGGUGACAAACACCAGGAAGAGCAGAACAAGUAGCUGUACUCUAGAAGCCAUCUCACAAAAUGUGACGGCCAGCUCAAUGGCCACGAACACCUUGCCGUCCAGGAAGCGUCGGUUCAGCAGUAACUGCAACAGUACAGAAAAUGUAGUCCAACAAGCAGUUCCCAUCUCCAUCAUGAAUAAUAUGCUGCAGAUGAGGAGGGGAAGGAUGAGCAGCAGCUGUAGCUCUGACACAACCUCCCAGGAUGAGAGUAGUAACACACUGCCCAGCUGUCCAUCUACACCCGCCAUACAGACUGCAGACCUAGCCACACCACCAUCUUUCAAGUUCUUGAAAACAAAAAAGCACUUGAUGAGCGAGUGGCUGAGUGAGAAAACACAGGAUACCAACCCUCUUUGCCUGAAGACGGAGCCGUUGGAGGUGGCAGUAGAAGACAAUGCCAUGUUUGUCACAUGUUUACCUAGCCCACGUAACAGCAUGGAUCAUUUGCGCCGCAACAGUCACAGCUCGGGGAGUGCACGGGCAGGCCUAGACAACAGUAUAGGAUCUGCUAAAAAGCGAUGGUUGAGACAGGCCAUGUGGGACAAACCUGGCCCUGACAGUGGUUCCAUGUCUCCUGUGGCGACUAGCGGAGGGGCAAGCCCCAACCCUGCUGUCAGUACCCCUAACAUCCUCCCCAGUAUCCCUAGCCCUGGGGCCUCUCCCCCUGGUGAUUUUGUGACACCAUUGAAAAAGAGGCGGUUUGCACGGGAGUCGUGUGACCAACCCAUCCCACAGACUCCGUCCACUCCAGCAACCUGCUCUUCAGUGGGCUUGGACUACAAUGUGUCUGUCGAGGCUGAAGAUAGUGUAGAGCAGGGCAAGCCUGACUAUCACCCCACUCCAGCUGUCAUAGAGGAGGAGGAAGAUGAGGUACUGUCACCAAAAUGGCAUAAAAAGGGUUUUUUAAGAAUGAUGAAUUACCCAAGCUGUUUUCAAACAUAUAAUAGUACGGCUGUGUCAAAGGAAGCUGAGAGUGAUACUAUACACAAAUCUACGAGAGGCAGGGACUCCAUAGACAGUGAAACAUGUGAUUCAAUAGAUAGGACUUCUAGUAGGAGGAAUUCGAUCGAUCUCGGAGAUUCAGGACUUGAAAAAUCACCUGAAACAGACAUACAUGAAAAAUCCUCUGAAACAGAACAUGAAAAUUCUUUUGAGACAAAAGUGACUGAAAAAUGUUCUGAAUCAGAAUUUCAUGAAACAGGAUCAAAUGUUAAACAGAUAAGUGAUAAUGCUGCAGACGAAAACGACAUAGAAGACAGGACUUCUGGUAGUAAAACAAUAGACUUGGCAGUGGCCGAGUUGUCUGUGACUUGUAAUAUUGCGAGUGAUAGUGCUAGUAACAGUAAGACCCAUGUAGGUAGUGAUAAAUCUAUGGAGGUGAAAGGUGCCGAACCCAUGGAGUCGGAGUGUGACAGUAUUCAGGAACAGAGAAAUCUGGCCGACAGUGAUAUGGAGUUGAGGCAACAGGAUGUGGAGUCUGAACUCGAGGAAGGUGAAAUUAACGAUGGUUCCAUUGAGGAGUCCAUGCAGGUGGACAGUACAGAAGAUAGUGCUAAUAUGGGAGAUGUGGGGGGAGGGAAAUCUGCUCAAGACAACAAACUUGCUCUGUGUGAUAGUACAUCCAAGGUGGAUGAGAACAAAAUGUUGCAGCCACGAAUGCUUGAGACAGUUCAGGCAGACUGUGGUAGCAGUAGUAAUGUCGUAGUCACUCACUCUGUGGUAGCUUCUGAGGUGAAGGAGGCUGCUGUUGUGGACAGCAGUACGGACACCGACCAGUCUGUGGGCAGGCGGCCCAGUGAUUCGGACAGAGUGGCCAUACUACUGGCUGACCAGUCAACAGAUAGUGACUACGGCUCAUCAAGGACAGAUUUAUUAAAUUCUAGUAACCAGGAAGUGGAGCCCAGUCAUCAGUCGGAGGAAUCACUAGUGGAAUCUGUGAGUGAUUUCUCCGAGUCGGUAAGACAUUCUUCUUCCUCUUCUGUUGUUUCCUUAGAUACAUCAGGAGAGAAAGUAGGCAGCAGUAGUGAUGAGAAGACUCAGAGCUGUUUAUCAGACGUAAGCAGUAGUAGUGAAAGGAGGAAUUUAGCCUCCUCGGAUUCAGUGCAAUCUGUAGUGUCCUCACAAACAGUUGAUGAUUUUAGACGAAGCUUUGCAUCAUCAGACUCUGCUUCAUCUGUUGUGUCAUCGGUGAUACCAAGCAGUGUGUCACCUGUUGUGUCAUCACAAUCAUCAGACAAUGUCGGGGUAUCAUCUACAGAGCUAGUGUGUGCAUCAGAUGCUACAUCUAACAUGGUAGGCAAUAGUGAUACUGCUGACAGCUCUGAGGCUGCUGUCUCAUCUAAAAUGGACAAGAGCGAGGUUUACUCGGAGGACAGCUUGCCCAGUGUUACAGGCUCUAUGUGUUUACCUAAUACUUCUGAGGCUGACACGCCGUCAUUAGAUGAUUUUGGUGUGAUGUCUGAUGAAGUAGAAAAUAAUGGGGAAGCAUCAUCAUCAUCUAGUAUUUCUGAAGACUCGCAUUUAGCAUCAUCAUCUGUUCCAUCAGAUCCCCCACCACCCACAAAGAAAAAGGUCAGCCUAUUGGAGUAUAGGAAAAGACUCAAGGAGAAGAGCACACCAAGUGGCAGCUGUCCAUUAUCCUCCUCCUCAUCAUCAUCAUCCCAAGCUUCAUCAUCAUACACAUCAUAUCCCUCUACAUCGCCGUCAUCCCUCUCACCGUCAUUCAUGCCAUCUCCAUCCAUGUCCUCAUCAUACAACAAGCCAUCCUCAUCAACGACAUCUCGUGGCUCAUCAUCCCUCCACAACUCGAGACGACUUCCAUCGCUGCCAUCGCUACCACUAUUUGAUUCCUCACCGCCAAAAGACUCCUCUCGAUAUCAUUUUAAAAGCUCUUCAGACCUCGUCAGAAGAAAGUCGACUGAAGUGAAAAAACCUGCUAAACCACUGAGCUUGACUGAGAGGUUAAAACUAGAGUUUGGAUUUGAUGACACGGAGGAAGAGGCACAGAAGGAAAAGAAUGAUGGAAAUAUACGCCGCAUCAUCGCCACCACCAUUGUUAGCACGACCAGAGCAGCUUCAUCAGCAUCAUCAUCUUUCACUACACCCCCUCCCCCUCCUCCUCCUCCUCCUUCCCGCACAACCUCUCGUUCUGCAGUCCCAACCAGCGGUCAGGAAUAUACGGACCAAGGACAAGAGGCACAGCAGCAGCAGGUGGCCCCAUCCCAACAAGGGAUUGCUCAUCAGCCUCCACCACAUCACCCAGGCUUUCAGCAGCCCAUGUACCAUCCCCAGCCACACACAGGCCAACCGCCCCUCCACCCACCACUACAACCAGACAUGGCCAUGCACGGGGGCCCACAUCCAGCCCAGCCUGCCCAUAUAAUGGGACAGAACUCGGCUAUGCUCAAUGGACCAGCGCCAGGCAUGAUGCCGCCUCACACUAUGGUGGGACCAGGGCACAUACUUCCCCCUGUUCCUAAUGGCCAGGGACUUGGUCAGGCUCCAGGAAUGUUGCCACCCCACUCACACAUUGCUGGGGUACAGGCGGCACCGCCGCCCAUGCAGAAUGGCCCGGGACCAGCUCCCCCAGGGGGGCCCUCCCCGAGACAGGGAGGCAAGAUACCGUCACUGAUGUCCAUACAGACAUUUCCCUCCAGGGAUCUACAGCCUACUGUCAACAGUAAUGGGCCUCCUGCAUCUCACUCCCCACAGCCACAGGUCUUUCCAGGGCAACACCUUCAACAGAGUACGGACCAAGGGCUUGGAAUUGCUCAACAUGUUAUACUGAAUAAUGAGGUGACCUCCUACAGCCAGCCAGCGUUGCAACAACAGCAUCCCCACACAGCCAGUCACACGACUGGCUACCAGCAGUCCCCUCAGGGGCCAGGUCAGCCAGGAUUCAACUCCACAAUUAAUGGCCCCCAAGGACCUAAUCAAACAGGGUUUAAUUCCACUAUCAAUGGCCCCCAGGGACCCAACCAAACAGGGUUUAAUUCCAAUAUCAACGGCCCCCAGGGACCCAACCAAACAGGGUUCAACUCUACCAUGAAUGGAAACUCAAACUUUAACAUGAUUCAGUCCUCACCACUGCAGGUACAACAACAGCAGCCUCCUGCCAACGGACCACCUCUCGUGCAUGAGUAUAACCACGGUUACAAUGGAAUGUCAAAUAAUGAUCAUAAACAGCACUUUCAGCGAUCCCCGUCACAGUACAACUCUCAGGGGUCGGUGCAACGAAAAUCAAAAUAUUUCGGGAAGAAAAAGAAAAAGGGGCACAACCAUCAGCAGCAGGUUUAUCCCGACUCGGGAGGCCUAUAUUGAGGCUGGUGUGGAAUGACUUCAUCAUCUCUCUGGGGUGUAUGUGUUUAAUUGUGAUUGAUGAAGAGUGAGAGUUUCUUUGUUUUGUAUUUUGUUUUCUUCAAUGUAGCAUAUGAUAAUUUACAUUAUUUUUUUCUGAUCAAACAUUUUAUUGGAAAUGGAAAAAGGAUAUGUGUUAUGGGUAAUUGAGUAUCUAAAAUAAUGCACACACAGGUGUUGAAAUAAUAUCUUUCCUAGUCCCGGGUAUUUGGUACUCCUUACAAACGUUUUCUCAAUUCUUGUGAUAUUCUUUUAAAAGUGCUGUAAGGAAAGAUCGUUAUGGUGGACUGGUGAAACCAAUAUUUUGGUUACACAGUGAUACGUUUGUAUGUUAUAUCAUUCAGCUUACCACCGAGCGUUAUAGUUGUGUAAUAUUGACAUAUAUAUAACAUUUUCACCUUGAUCAAUUUGAUUGAUCAGGUAUAAAAUUGUGAGUGGUGAAAUCCAGGGACCCUUUAAUUUGUCUUUACGAGCUUAACUUGUAUAUUACGAUUUCAGUUAGGGGAUAAUUUUGAUGUAAUAUCUUGUGUGAUGACACCGAUAUAACACCCAUUUUGGCGAAGACAAAAGAUAUUUUUCUUUUUGUUGGAAGACUACUGUGUUGUGGCAUGAAGUAUGUAUUUCUUACUUUUUGAAUUUUUGUGUUUACUUUAUAUCGCAUUUAAAGUUGAUGAACGAGUCUUAAAAAUUUCUAGGCAUUUAAAUCAUGUUGACUGCAUUAUUUGCCUUGGAAGCUUGUCUGCUUGAGUAGGUCUCGGUAGGGCAAUAUUUGUACAUGUAAAUAUUAAUGGUAAAUACCUGUUGAUGAGCUGUAUCAGAUUGACCAGAUAACAAUGGUUUGGGAGUUGUAUUUAUUCCCUUCAUCCCUUCAUCUGUUUGAAUAUGUUAGGGUUUUGGAUGUGAGAGUGUUUGGCAGAGAAUCAUUUUGCUGUGACGGUACAGUAAUGGUGCAUUUUUCAUUGUAAAUAGCCAUCUAUUCACAUUUAUUCUCCAACCGUUACAUGCAGUAAGAUUUUCUGAACAUGUAACCUUUUUGAUUGUUCCAUUUUCAUUCAAAACGACCAUUUAUCACUCAUUUAGCAUCUAUUGUACAGAGGUUUAUUUUGUCUAGCAUAUAUAAACCAAACUCGAUUUUAAAGGGGGUAAGUUUUGUGUUUAAUGAAAUAGAAAACUAGUUGGCUUUGUGUACACAGCGAAUUAAACAUUAUUUUCAUACCUGUACAGAAAUCAGGUUUCAGUGUAUUAUAUAAACAAAGGGGGGGGUAGUGGUAUAUUGCAAUCGGUUGCUAUAUUGGCAAUUGGUCGCUGCUACAUGAUGAACUAACAAGCUUCAAACACUAGUGGAUCCCAGAAGUAUGUCUGUCUUCUACAGUCGAUCUCUCUCUCUCUCUUUGCUAUCACUUCUCUUUCCUCUUCUGCCUCUUUCUCUCUUUCUGCCUUACGUGGAUGGUCUGAACAAGACUGGAUUUAGAUACAGGCUUGUGUUGUCCAAUGUUCUCAUCAGCUUUGUACUUUGCUUAUGGGAUUAUUGACCACUAGUGGAUAGAAGUAAAGUAACUCAUUUUAUGAAAAUUA
Messenger RNA from Mizuhopecten yessoensis (Yesso scallop), 8688 nucleotides. Its product is annotated as histone-lysine N-methyltransferase 2E-like. Lineage: Eukaryota; Metazoa; Mollusca; Bivalvia; Pectinida; Pectinidae. Gene Ontology annotation, molecular function: protein binding. The record is from RefSeq and is a predicted model, not a curated record. The transcript has 29 exons. The coding region runs from base 430 to 7077 and encodes 2215 amino acids.